This is a messenger RNA of Fusarium fujikuroi IMI 58289, 1773 nucleotides long. Its product is annotated as related to Chromo domain protein Alp13. The coding region runs from base 1 to 1773 and encodes 590 amino acids. The record is from RefSeq and is a predicted model, not a curated record. The transcript has 6 exons. Gene Ontology annotation, biological process: regulation of DNA-templated transcription; chromatin organization. Gene Ontology annotation, cellular component: nucleus; Rpd3S complex; NuA4 histone acetyltransferase complex. NCBI's taxonomy places the organism in Eukaryota, Fungi, Ascomycota, Sordariomycetes, Hypocreales, Nectriaceae.
AUGGCUCCUGCUCGACAGCAACCGGCACCACCGCCGUUCAGCAAAGAUCAAAAAGUGCUCUGUUUCCACAUGGAUAUGCUCUACGAAGCCAAGAUUAUGGAUGUUCAGCCAGCUGAGAAGCCCAGUGACGGAUACAAGUACAAAGUCCAUUACAAGGGGUGGAAGAACACCUGGGACGACUGGGUGCUGGUAGACCGCAUCCGGACCUUCGACGAUGAGCACAAAGAGCUGGCUGCACAGUUGCACGCGCAGUUGAAGCAUAACAUCCAACGAAGCACUAAGCAGCCGAAGAAGGGCCUGAGAAGUGGUGCUGAGUCUGCUAGAGUCAGCGAGGAGCGAUCAGGCUCUGCCACUGUUCAAGGAGGCAGGGGAGGAAGACGAGGCAAAGACUGGGAAUUGGAACAGACCAUACCACCCAAUGCUUUGUUUGUUCUUUUUGCGAGUGUUCUCCGGCAGUUCUGGGCUGUGAUAUGCAAAUUUGGCCCAGUUGGCCCUUUGGUGAGACUGGUUGAAAGAAGAAGCAUCCAUACUCUGUUACACUAUUCACCGAUACCUCCUUAUCUCAAAAUUGGGGAAGAGGUUGUUAUUGUAUCAAAGUGUGUUUUCCCAUCUGAUCGGUUGAACCAGGGCCAUACCGAGCCUUAUAUUGUGAUCCAGCCUCCGCCUAUACCCAACACUGCCUAUGGCGCUGCCGUUUUCCCCUCCAUGAUUCCUUUCUUGUCACUACUCGCCCUUGUCCCAGCAUCAAAAUCCCACUUUGACAAGGCAUCAUUUCUACGCACUACAUCCUUUCCCUCCCGCAGCUCUAGUCUGCUCUACUGUUUUCAAACACUUGCCCCUGUUACCCCCAGCCCUUCAUCAACGGCAAGGCACUGCGGCGUCAUGGAUUCGGCGAGCGACCUUUCUGCUCCGCAAGGCUUUUUCCCUACUACCAAUGUUCGGGGCUCUCCUGAUUUGGCCCAGCCUGACAAGUCGAUGGAUUCCCUUAAGUCCUCUAAGAAGGUCAAGUUGACCAAGCUCAAAGAACCUAAGGACCAUCUUACUCUUCUCCCCUCUAGUGAUCAUCGCUAUGUAUCAGAGUCGGGUAAACUGAUCCAUGAUGAUCGCUACGCUAUGCCCCUGACUGUCGAAGAUGAGCCAAAGCAGCCACGUCAGAAGCCUCUCAAGCCUAGUGCCAAGCCCAAGCCGCGCUCAUGCGACCAGCUCGAGACGGAGGAUGCUUUCCACAACAAACCUAUGAUCAAAAUCCCGGUGCCCGACCACAUUCAAGCGAUGCUGGUUGAUGAUUGGGAAAACAUCACCAAGAACAACCAGCUUGUCCCUCUUCCUCAUAAUAAGCCAGUCACCAAGAUAUUUGAAGACUAUCUUGCGCAUGAGCGUCCACACCGCGAAGAGGGAUCUUCCAGCAUGGACAUAUUGGAAGAAGUCGUCGCAGGCUUCCGUGAGUACUUCGAGAAGGCUCUUAGCAGAAUUUUGCUGUACCGUUUCGAGCGCCAUCAGUACAUGGAUAUCAGGAAGCUCUGGGAGAACACUGAGGCGAACCCAGAAAUCACCAAUGUCUGCGAUGUCUAUGGCGCUGAGCAUCUUGCUCGACUAAUUGUCUCUCUCCCCGAACUGUUGGCGCAGACCAACAUGGACCAGCAGUCCGUGUCCCGUCUUCGAGAGGAGAUAGGAAAGUUCAAUGUCUGGUUAGGACGUAACUGCGAGACAUAUUUUGUCAAUGAGUACGAGACUCCCAGCCAGGAGUAUAUUGACAAAGCUCGUAGCUUUUGA